Molecule: messenger RNA, 863 nt
Organism: Fulmarus glacialis (Northern fulmar)
Lineage: Eukaryota; Metazoa; Chordata; Aves; Procellariiformes; Procellariidae
Gene: RADIL
Product: Ras association and DIL domains
Exons: 6
Biological process (GO): substrate adhesion-dependent cell spreading; neural crest cell migration
Cellular component (GO): microtubule
Molecular function (GO): GTPase binding
Source: RefSeq, a predicted model, not a curated record
AUGAGAUGCUGGAGUCCUUCGACAACCACCCGCCCAUCAUCCUGCCCAGCGGGGGCUUCAAAGUGGACCUGGAGGUGGAGACGUUGGACGACAACAUCUACCGGCACCUCCUUUACAUCCGCCACUUCCUCUGGAGCCUGCAGAGCAAGAGCCCCCACACCAGCGAGGGGCCAGGCUCAGCACCCCCAAAGAAAGAGGCAUGCACGACGCCAGAUUUCCUGGAGGUGAGCAAGAGCCCGGCUGCUGCCCUGCGGAGCACCGUCACCCAGGAGGACUACUGCUCCACAGGGGGCUGCGCCGAGGUCCCCUCCCCCACGGCGCGCACGGCCCCCACGGACCCCUCCUGCCUGCUGACACCCCCCACCACCCCCCUGAACUUCGACUCCGGGAGCCCGGAGUCCCCGCAGGACACCGGCAAGGGGCUGCAGGACCCCCGGAGGAACGGGAUGAAUGGCACCAAAGGCAGCACCCCUGAAGGAUGCUCGCCGACCCCCUAUGACUACCCCACGCCAGAGUCUUCCAGCCGCAGCUCUGCCACCGAUGACUUCUGCUACGUCUUUGUGGUGGAGCUGGAGAGAGGACCCAUCGGGCUGGGGAUGGGGCUGAUCGACGGCUUGCACACUCCUCUCUGCUCCCCGGGGAUCUACAUCCGCACCCUGAUCGAGGACAGCCCCGCGGCCACCGACGGCAGGCUCUCCAUUGGGGACCGCAUCCUGGCUGUCAAUGGCACCAGUCUCAUCGGGGCAGACUACCAAAGUGCGGUGGACCUCAUCCGCUCUGGAGGGAAGAAGCUGCGGUUUCUGGUUGCCAAGUCGGACAUGGAAAUAGCCAAAAAAAUUGGUUCCAGCUCCUCUUCUUCCUAG